Molecule: messenger RNA, 2570 nt
Organism: Microcebus murinus (gray mouse lemur)
Lineage: Eukaryota; Metazoa; Chordata; Mammalia; Primates; Cheirogaleidae
Source: RefSeq, a predicted model, not a curated record
CCAGUCAAGGGCUGGCUGCAGAACCCGGAUCUCGGACUUCCACGUUCUCGGGAGCUGGGAGCCGAGAGGCGGCGGGCGGGAAAACCCGGCGCCCGGAAGCCCUUGCUUUCUUUGACGCAAGGGCUCGGGACGCAGCCGCCGUCGGCCGAGCGCCCGGCGAGGAGCGACCCCAGACGGAGCCUCCGGAGUUCCUCCGCCCCCACUUCGCCCGGUCCCGGAGCCUCGGUCCUCCCCGCCGCCCUCCUAGUGGCCAUGGAGUGUCCACACCUGAGCUCCAGCGUCUGCAUCGCUCCGGACUCAGCCAAGUUCCCCAACGGCUCCCCGUCGUCCUGGUGCUGCAGCGUGUGCCGGUCCAACAAAAGCCCCUGGGUCUGUUUGACUUGUUCAAGUGUCCACUGUGGAAGGAUUUGGGGAACCUGAAAAUACUUUGUACAGAUAACUUUUUUUAUAAAAAGAAGAAAAGUAGAAGCACUUAAAUUCUACACUUGAAGAGACAGAUUCCUCUCCUAGAUUUUGAGAGGUAUGUGAAUGGCCAUGCAAAAAAACAUUAUGAAGAUGCACAAAUACCCUUAACCAACCAUAAGAAAUCAGAAAAGCAAGAUAAAGUUCAACAUACAGUUUGUAUGGAUUGCAGUAGCUACAGUACAUACUGUUAUCGCUGUGAUGAUUUUGUGGUUAAUGACACGAAGCUGGGUCUGGUACAGAAAGUCAGAGAACACUUACAGAACUUGGAAAAUUCAGCUUUCACAGCUGACAGGCAUAGGAAAAGGAAACUUUUGGAAAAUUCAUCACUAAACAGCAAAUUAUUAAAAGUAAAUGGAAGCACCACUGCAAUUUGUGCCACAGGCCUUCGGAAUUUGGGGAACACAUGUUUCAUGAAUGCCAUCCUUCAGUCACUCAGUAACAUUGAGCAGUUUUGCUGUUAUUUCAAAGAACUGCCUGCUGUGGAGUUAAGGAAUGGGAAGACAGCAGGAAGGAGAACAUACCACACCAGGAGCCAAGGAGACAACAAUGUGUCUUUGGUAGAAGAGUUUAGAAAAACACUCUGUGCUUUAUGGCAAGGCAGCCAGACUGCAUUUAGCCCAGAGUCCUUAUUUUAUGUUGUUUGGAAGAUUAUGCCGAAUUUUAGGGGCUAUCAGCAGCAGGACGCCCAUGAAUUCAUGCGCUAUCUUUUGGACCACCUACACUUGGAACUUCAGGAUGGUUUCAAUGGUGUUUCCCACUCGGCAAUUCUUCAGGAGAAUUCGACUCUAUCUGCAAGUAACAAAUGUUGCAUAAAUGGAGCAUCUACUGUUGUCACAGCUAUAUUCGGAGGCAUUCUCCAAAAUGAGGUUAACUGCCUCAUAUGUGGGACAGAAUCUAGAAAGUUUGAUCCAUUCCUAGACCUUUCACUAGAUAUUCCAAGUCAGUUCAGAAGUAAGCGCUCUAAGAAUCAAGAAAAUGGACCAGUUUGUUCAUUACGAGAUUGUCUUCGCAGUUUUACUGACUUAGAGGAACUUGAUGAGACAGAAUUAUAUAUGUGCCAUAAAUGCAAAAAGAAACAAAAGUCCACAAAAAAGUUUUGGAUUCAAAAACUUCCCAAGGUGCUAUGCUUACAUUUGAAAAGAUUUCACUGGACAGCAUAUUUAAGAAACAAAGUUGAUACAUAUGUAGAAUUUCCACUGAGAGGCCUAGACAUGAAAUGCUACUUACUAGAGCCUGAGAACAGCGGCCCGGAGAACUGCCUGUACGACCUCGCUGCUGUGGUGGUGCACCAUGGUUCUGGGGUUGGUUCUGGACAUUAUACAGCAUAUGCAACUCACGAAGGCCGCUGGUUCCAUUUCAAUGACAGUACUGUAACACUGACUGAUGAAGAGACCGUGGUGAAGGCAAAGGCCUACAUUCUUUUUUACGUGGAACGCCAGGCCAAAGCUGGAUCAGAUAAACUUUAAUACCUCCUCUAAAUCAUGAUUGAUCAACUGUACCGGACAAACAUUUCCUAUUUUCCACAAAUACUUGAUCCAAGAUUUAAUUUCAUUAUGCACUUUUCAGUUUCCUAUUUUGGGUUUAGUUUUAUCAAUGGUAGUGACUUAUUAAACAUGGGCACCAACUACUUUUGUUGUUGUUCUACCAGAAAACCUCAGCAGACAUUUUGAUUUGCUGCUUUAGUUGUAAUAAUUCAAUUUUUAUAUGUAGUUCCAAGAACUUAGUUCUAUUUGACUUUUUUAUAUUAAUGUUUUCAGUUCUCACUUUGAGGCACAUUUACAUCAAUGCUUUUGUUACUCUCACAUGCUGACAGCAAGAUACGUUCCUGACUGUGAAGAGAGACAUAGCUGCCUGCUGCCUUUUCCGAGCGGUAACGGAGAUCAGGUUGGCUCUAAAUCAAGGAUCAUGUGCUCAUGUAAUUUGUGGCCCACAAGAUUUCACAGUGACCGCUAAGUAAUCAUUCUCUUUGCCUGUUAAAGAUAACUGAGAGGGCAUCAUUAAGUAGUCCAGGUAAUUGCUGCUCUUGGUGUCCCAAGGCUGCUAUGUAUCGGCACUAACUAAAUCAGUCUGUUGGUUCAGUUGUACCUCUACUGCAAAUACAAGAA